Messenger RNA from Gaeumannomyces tritici R3-111a-1, 1947 nucleotides. RefSeq names its product centromere/microtubule-binding protein cbf5. The record is from RefSeq and is a predicted model, not a curated record. NCBI's taxonomy places the organism in Eukaryota, Fungi, Ascomycota, Sordariomycetes, Magnaporthales, Magnaporthaceae. Bases 234 to 1667 code for a protein of 477 amino acids. Gene Ontology annotation, molecular function: RNA binding; pseudouridine synthase activity. Gene Ontology annotation, biological process: mRNA pseudouridine synthesis; snRNA pseudouridine synthesis; rRNA pseudouridine synthesis. Gene Ontology annotation, cellular component: box H/ACA snoRNP complex. The transcript has 4 exons.
CAAAGAGAAAGAAAAAAAUUUAGAGCUUCGUCUUUUGACGUGAAAUUUCGCGACAAACGGUCGAACCGCAGAAACGAACAGCAAAGCCACUGCGCCCUUCAACAACUGGGGUGCAAUUGAGUCUCUGGACAGGAAUCACGUCUUCCUUCAAUUGUCCCUCGCAGACCGUGGCCGCAGCUGCAACAAAGAACUACCAAGGCCGCUCGCUAUAGGCAAACUGAAAGUCCGGCAAAAUGGCUCUCGUCAGGCAGGACGACGUGGACGAAGAGUACAGCAUCAAGCCCGAGCAGGUGACGCCCUCGCUCGACACCAGCAACUGGCCGCUGCUGCUCAAGAACUAUGACAAGCUCCACGUCCGCACCGGCCACUUCACCCCGAUCCCCAGCGGCAGCACGCCGCUGCGCCGCGACAUCAAGUCGUACAUCAGCUCCGGUGUCAUCAACCUGGACAAGCCCUCCAACCCAUCCAGUCACGAAGUCGUCGCAUGGAUCAAGCGUAUUUUGAGGUGUGAAAAGACUGGCCACAGUGGCACCCUCGACCCCAAGGUCACGGGCUGUCUGAUCGUAUGCGUGGACCGCGCCACGAGGCUGGUCAAGUCGCAGCAGGGCGCCGGAAAGGAGUAUGUGUGCGUUAUCCGCAUGCACGACAAGGUUCCCGGCGGCCAGCCCGAGUUCGCACGAGCCCUCGAGCACCUCACCGGUGCCCUGUUCCAGCGCCCGCCCCUGAUCUCGGCCGUCAAGCGCCAGCUGCGUAUCCGAACCGUUCACGAGAGCAAGCUCAUCGAGUUCGACAACGACCGCCAUCUUGGCGUCUUCUGGGUUAGCUGCGAGGCUGGAACCUACAUCCGUACCCUCUGCGUCCACCUUGGUCUCUUGCUUGGUGUUGGCGCUCACAUGCAGGAGCUGCGUCGUGUCAGGAGUGGUGCCAUGGACGAGACCAAGGACCUUGUCACCCUGCACGACGUCCUCGAUGCCCAGUGGCUGAUGGACAACGCCCGCGACGAGUCGUACCUGAGGAGGGUUAUCCAGCCUCUUGAGACGCUGCUCACUACCUACAAGCGCCUGGUCGUCAAGGACAGUGCCGUCAACGCCGUUUGCUACGGCGCCAAGCUGAUGUUGCCGGGUCUUCUCCGUUAUGAGACUGAUAUCGAGCUCCAUGAGGAGGUUGUUUUGAUGACCACCAAGGGCGAGGCCAUCGCUAUUGGUAUCGCCCAGAUGUCUACGGUCGAGAUCUCGUCGUGCGAUCACGGCGUUGUUGCCAAGGUAAAGCGUUGUAUUAUGGAGCGGGAUCUGUACCCGAGGCGCUGGGGUCUCGGCCCCGUGGCCGGCGAGAAGAAGAAGCUCAAGGCCGACGGCAAGCUGGACAAGUACGGCCGCCCCAAUGCCGAGACCCCGGCCAAGUGGACCUCCAAAUACACAGACUACUCAGCCUCCGCUCCCGAUGCCGCUGCCGCGGCCACGGAAAACCCCGUCAAGGCCAUCGAGCCUGCCGCCGCCGAGGCAGAGGAAUCCAAGGAGGCCGAUGCCGAUGCUGAGGAUGGCAAGAAGCGAAAAUCGAAGCAUGAGGGCGAGACCGCCGAAGAGAAGGCCGAGCGCAAGCGCAGGAAGAAGGAGAAGAAGGAGAAGAGGGCAUCCAAGGCAGCUGCCGAAGCCGAAGAGAGCGACUAAAUGGUUCUCUCAGCCCUCUUUUCAUUUAGUUCUUGUUCCUAUGGCUUUGCCGACUUUCGGUUGUAUAUCUUGCUCUCUUGUCUCCAUAUCUCCUUUUGGCGCAUAUAUGCCUGCGAAGCAUUUGUCGAAGAUGGAUGGUCAUGUUCAGAAGGGCAUAAUUUCCAGGCGGCGCUCCACACUUGUCUACUGCAAAUUUCUCCAAAAAUGGUACUUGUUUCGGCAGGAGUCAUACCGGCGUUGGGAUAGUUGCUUGUGUUUUAUGAAAUACAAUAUUUCCAUC